This is a messenger RNA of Tuber melanosporum (Perigord truffle), 840 nucleotides long. RefSeq lists its product as uncharacterized. The transcript has 4 exons. Gene Ontology annotation, molecular function: proton transmembrane transporter activity. The record is from RefSeq and is a predicted model, not a curated record. Bases 112 to 840 code for a protein of 242 amino acids. Gene Ontology annotation, biological process: proton motive force-driven ATP synthesis. NCBI's taxonomy places the organism in Eukaryota, Fungi, Ascomycota, Pezizomycetes, Pezizales, Tuberaceae.
AAUGCCUCUUCGUGGCUUACAGGACUAGUAAAUUAAAUUAAUUUAAAUUAAUUUAAUCAAAGCUAAAUUUCUUUUUUAUCUUUUUAUCAAAUAAUUAUUAAAUAGGCUUAAAUGCUUUCUUUCAAGAAUAUAACAAGUCCAAUGGAUCAGUUUGAGGUCAGAAAUUUACUUAGUUUAGAUGUACCAUUGUUAGGUAAUAUUAAUAUGUCUAUAACCAAUAUAGGGUUAUAUUUAAUAAUUGAAUCAAUCUAUGCAACAAUUCAUAGUAUAGUUGUGAGUCAAAUAAAUGCAGCUAAAGGUCAGAUCUACUUUCCUUUUAUUUACUCACUAUUUAUAUUUAUUCUAAUUAAUAAUCUUUUAGGUAUGGUAGAAGCGAGCCCAUACGAUAAUAUUGAUAAUAUCUUUACUUUUGCUUCAACAUCUCAUUUUAUUUUAACAUUUUCAAUUAGUUUUACUAUAGUUUUAGGAGCAACUUUAUUAGGGUUUCAAAAGCAUGGCUUAGGGUUUUUCUCACUUUUCGUUCCAGCAGGGUGUCCUUUAGCCUUGGCUUACUACCUUUUUCUAGUUUUAAUAGAGUUUAUCUCGUAUUUAUCUAGAGCUAUAUCUUUAGGUUUAAGACUUGCACCUAACAUCGUUUCAGGACAUUUACUGCUUGCAAUUCUAAGUGGUUUAACAUAUAACAUCAUGGCUACCGGUUUAUUAUCAUUUAUAAUUGGAUUACUUCCUUUGUCUUUUAUCAUUGCUUUCUGUGGUUUAGAAAUUGCUAUAGCUUUCAUUCAAGCUCAGGUGUUCGUAGUUUUGACUGCUUCUUAUAUAAAAGACGCUUUAGAUUUACAUUAA